GAUUAUAGCAGGACGUAUUUUAGCUUUGAAUUGAUAUCGCUUUCACUGGUAAAUGGAUGAUAUGUGGAUCUUCAUAGUUGUGUGUAUUACAUGUGUUUGUCCAUAUAGAACUGUGUUUGCGAAAUGCAAUAUCACACUAAAUAUGUUGGGCUAUAAAGAGGCUUUGUGUAAAUAUCAAGGAUUUACAUCGGUUCCGAUGGAUUUACCACCUGAUAUAAAGAAAUUAGAUUUAAGUUAUAAUAGACUGACCAGACUGGAUGCCAACGGGUUUCAUAGAUAUAAAUAUCUAGAAUAUCUAAUAAUUGAUAAUAAUGACAUCAGAUGGUUGCAUACUACGGCUUUCUGUAGCUUAUCAUUAUUGAGACAUUUGUCUUUGUCUAGAAAUUAUCUGAAUGUGUCUGAAUCGUAUCCUCAUGGAGUGUUUGAGUCCUUAAAUAAUUUAUCAGUUUUAGACAUAAGUAGAAAUAUGAAAACUCCAGGCUACAACCCGUAUAAAAUUCCCGUCGACGGACUCAGUAACUUGCGUGAGCUGAGCAUCGAUCUUGUGUUAAAUGCAACGUUUGGACAGCACUUCAAGAAACUGUACAAUUUACAAAAAUUGAGUCUUGAUUAUUGUCUCGUAAAUUAUUUAAACAAUGAAACAUUUUUAGAAAUGCCGGUAAGUUUAAAGGAAUUCCACAUGACAACUUGUAAAGACUUUGUUGUCAUUGAAGGUGGCGUUCUAGUUCCGUUUCCACAUCUUAAAGUACUAAAUCUUACUAACAGCAAUAUUCAUUUAACACAGGCCCUAAACAUUUUACAUCCAUUUCAGAACAAAACAAUGGAUGCUCUUCUUUUUCGCGGAAUAACUCGCCCAGAUUCAAAACAUAGAAUUGAUCCAGUUAUUCUUACACCAGAGAUGAUGAAAUAUACAUAUACUAUCUGUAUAAAAACAAUGGACUUAUCCGCAAAUAACAUUAUAUUAGUUAAAAACAAAUCGUUAGUUUUGUUUCAACGUCCAGAGUGCUUUGAAGCUGUUAUGAUAUCUGCUAAUAGUUUUAGUGUGGAUAGCUGGGAAGUUGAUUUCGUUUUGUUUACGUUCAAGAUGACCAACAUCAAAAUAAUAGAUUUUUCAUAUUUUCCGUUAGGAUUCAAGAAUCCAAUUUUCCUUAACGUAAUAACAAAGGAUAACUUUACAAGAGUUGAACAAGUUCAAGGUAAAUGGGCAAGACAGCAUAAUUCAAUGACAGUAUUACUUCCGAGUCAACUUCAUUUUUUUAGAAUGACUCAUAUGAUGGCUGAAGGUUCCUUUCUAGAAAUAAAAGCAAAAAAUAGCUACCUUCGUCACCUUGAAAUUUCUUACUUUGAAACAGAUUUCUUUCCACUUAUAACUAUGGAAGGAUUUAACUGUUUGGAUCAUUUGGAUUUGUCGGGUAUAAGUUCAGUAAAAACUAUUGGAGAGGCAAAAAUUCCAUUUUUAAUCCAUCUUAAAACACUUAUUUUGAAAGAAACAAACUUGAUCAAUGUUUUACAAACUAAUACAACAAUAUUAAAGUUUUGUCCCAAUAUAAUCAACUUGGAUAUAUCUUAUAAUUAUAUCUGGAAAAUGAAAGCCAAUUCUUUUGGGCAACUUCUUAAUCUACAACAGCUCAAUCUAUCUCAUAAUUUGCUUGAGACUGUUCCAGAUGUUGUUACAACAUUUUAUAGCCUUGAUGAACUCGAUUUGUCGUACAAUCAAUUAACAACAAUUGGAAAGAAUAUGCUGGAUUGGAUUGAUAACAUGCACAAAAAACAUGGAACUUUUAAAUUAUAUCUUAGUAAUAAUCCAUUAAUUUGUUCGUGUGACACAACGAGAUUCCUGAGAUGGAUUUCGACAACACAAGUAAAGUUAGAUAAAAAUGGUAAUUAUUCUUGUUGGGUUUCUUCAAGAAAAAGUAUCAACUAUACAAGAAAUGUCGCUGAAGACUUACAUCAUUAUUUCGUCGACUGUGAUACUACCGUCUGGAUCAAAUUAGGCAUUUCAUUAUUGGUUUCUGUUUUAUCGAGUGUGCUUUGUAUUGCUCUAUUAUACAAUUUCAGAUGGAGGAUAAUGUUCUUUCUCUUUCGAAAUUUCCGAAGAUUUGCUGAGAAAGGUCUCGAGCUAACUUUUGAUUAUGACGUUUACAUUUCAUAUUCCGAUGACUGCGUGUCUUUUGUGAAAGAAUUGCAAGAGAAAGUAGAGGACGAAUGGGGAUUCAAAGUUUGCUUUGAAGAUAGAGAUUUCAUUGUAGGCGAAUCGAUUGCUACGGAAAGAGCUAUGUCCAUUAACAGAUGCAGACACAUAAUAUUUCUAGUAACGCCGUCAAUUGUUCAAAAUGAAUGGACUCGUUUUGAAAUCGAGCGAGCAAAGUAUGAAAAGUUUUCCAAAAACCUGCAGAAGAUUGUUGUUAUUACAAGAGAUAUCCCUUUGGAUAUUAUUCCAAAGGAAUUUUCCACUAUUUGGAAAGAUGUUCUUCUAAUUCAAUGGCCUAUUGAGAUGGAUGAAGUCCAAAUGGCUUGGCAAAAGCUUCGACUUUGGUUCUUUUGAUGUAGUGUAAAGUUGUUUUUUAACACAUAUAAACGUGUUAUUCCUAAAUUUGUCCUGUAUACAAUUACCAUAGUCGUCCAGAUAACAGGCUUAGGUCUCUGUUGACAAACGUGUAAAGUUAAAAGCGUCAAAAAAUGUUCAAUGUACCACUCAUGAUACAUUAAUGUACGACGUUUCUGCAUGUCAAAUAAACAAUAUCAAAACUUUAGAAUAAAACACAGAUUUGUGUAUUAAAAAAAAUGUACCUGGAAUAUUGAUAUUUGUGAAAUAAAUAUCAUUUUACAAUCAAUAUUAACAUAAUUUCUUAUCAUUAACACCAUAAAAGUACAUGGUAUUGAAAUGUAAUUGAAAAGUAAGUUAGUAUUACAUGCUUUUUUCAUUGUAAUUAAUUAAAUUACCAUUACAUGUAAUUUGAAUAAUGCUCAAUUACACAUUACAAUACAUUACAUGGAAAAUUGUAAUGCAUUACACUUAAUUACCAUUACAUUUUAAAUUACCCCAUCCCCGAUGUACGUACGUUUUCUUUGCACAUAUCUUUUUAUUUUAAAGUGUUAUCUUACGUCUGUUUAAUUUUCGCCUUAAGUAUGAAAACAAAGAUGCGAUGCAUAGUCAAGAUAAACUGUUGUGCAUCUUUUUACGUACGAGUGUAUAAAUGUGGGAAUAUGUAUUAGAGGACAUGUAUAAUAACUGAGUAUAUUCUUGCUACUAACUACCACAGUAUUUGUUUUGUAAAUGUAUGUUCCUUAUUAGAUAUAUGUUUAAUAAUUGAUAAUCUAUCAUACAGAGAUGCUCUGUUUUCAUUGUUUUUGGAGUUAGUCAAUUAAGGGAAACUUUUUUAAAGGUUCUAAUUAUUUUGCCAAUAUAACUAUUAAUUUUAAUAGAUCACAGUUCAGUUCAACAAACUGACAAACUGGAUUCUCUAUGAUGUUAACCUGUCGGCUGUGCUGCUCCUGAUACCGUUAUAAUGUAACUCAUAUUAUAUGUUUCCUCAACAAAUGUACAACGCAAUAAUGUAAAAUAAAAUGUUUUUUCUGCA
Messenger RNA from Mytilus californianus (California mussel), 3581 nucleotides. RefSeq names its product toll-like receptor 4. Gene Ontology annotation, molecular function: transmembrane signaling receptor activity; protein binding. Gene Ontology annotation, biological process: immune response; toll-like receptor signaling pathway. Gene Ontology annotation, cellular component: membrane. The transcript has a single exon. Bases 53 to 2545 code for a protein of 830 amino acids. NCBI's taxonomy places the organism in Eukaryota, Metazoa, Mollusca, Bivalvia, Mytilida, Mytilidae. The record is from RefSeq and is a predicted model, not a curated record.